AUGAACAGUUCCUCCGGACCCAUGCAACCGGAAGCAUACCGCAGAAUCUUUCCGAUCGUUUGGUCUCUAUUGAAGCACGAUCUGGUUCAACGCGAGAACCCGAAGGCUGACCGGGAUAGUUGGGCAAGUCGGGUGAUCGAAGCGUUCAUCGAUCACUUGAAUGGCCUCAGUCCUAACUCGGAACUCAAGUUUCUUGGGCUCAACUUUCUUGCCAGGUUAUGCAUCUUGGACGAUUUGCCUGGCUGUCAAAUCGCCUCUGAGCUCGACAUUCUCGCCCCCGAAACUCAGGAAAAGUUGCGCCAAUGGAUGAUGGGGCUUCCGAAGUUAUUAUGGCAGCUAGGAACCAAGAAUCCGACGACCUCUCAUCUUGUUCUUUCGUUUCUACAUCGAGUCGUCAGUCGACCGAUGAUCUUCUUCGAAGCUUGUCUGCCCGAUCUUGGCCGCUUACUGGUCCCAUUCUUCUCGAUCGACCAUCCCAGCUCCGGCCGGACCCUCCCUGGCCCGUACUCGCGUCUACCCGACUCCUGUAGGAAGCUCUCUGAAGGGAUCUGCUGGUAUCUUCUUAACCAGCCAGCGCUUCUUCUCCAGUCUGCUCCAUUGAGAUCCGCUCUCAGAGUCUCUAAUCCCUCGUUCGAACAAUCCUUGAUUUGCUCAAGUUGA
Molecule: messenger RNA, 660 nt
Organism: Puccinia graminis f. sp. tritici CRL 75-36-700-3
Lineage: Eukaryota; Fungi; Basidiomycota; Pucciniomycetes; Pucciniales; Pucciniaceae
Exons: 3
Coding region: 1-660 (219 amino acids)
Source: RefSeq, a predicted model, not a curated record